CGGGUUGGCUGGAGCGCGUCGCUGUCUCUGCUGGGGGCCGACAGGCCUUCGCGGGUGCCCGUCGGGGACUGAGGCAGAAUUCAGAGGUUUCAAACUCCAGCAUCUGAAACAUUUCGUUUGAUUCUGAAGAUGACACAGUGAUGAGUCUUCUCAUUUCCAGCUGAGGACAUCUUAUUCCUACUUCCCACUGGACUGUGAUAGUCCAGGAAAUCAGAAUGGAAUGGCCAGCCAGGAAUCUGAAGUUCAAAGACUGGUACUAGAUAGCGAUUCGAUGAUAGAAGGAAUAAGUGACCAGGUUUUGCUGGCGAUAGUGCUUAGCAUCACAUUCCUAGUUGCACUGACAUACAUGCUAUUAAGAGAUGGGCAAUCUGAUAUUCAUCCAGAAAACCAAGAGCUAGUGAGGGCAGUUAGACAACAAAUACAGUCGGAACAGGAAAAUAUAGUUGGUGACAGGCAACAUUUCUAUACUGAUUUGUCCUGCCCAGUGUGUUUACAACAGGCUACAUUUCCCAUUGAAACAAAUUGUGGACAUCUUUUCUGUGGUUCCUGCAUUAUUGCGUAUUGGAGAUGCGGAUCAUGGCUAGGUGCGAUACACUGCCCUAUCUGCAGACAAACGGUAACUUUAUUUUUACCACUCUUUGAUGAGGGACAAGAGGAUGCCGCCCAGGUGCUUCAUGACGUUAAUGAUUACAAUAGGAGAUUCUCGGGACAGCCAAGAUCGAUUAUGGAAAGGAUUAUGGAUUUACCUACGUUAUUGCGUCAUGCGUUCAGAGAAAUGUUUUCUGUCGGUGGUCUCUUCUGGAUGUUCCGCAUCAGAAUAUUCCUUUGUCUCCUGGGGGCUUUGUUAUAUCUUGCAUCACCGUUGGAUUUUCUACCCGAAGCUUUGUUUGGAAUAUUAGGAUUUUUAGAUGAUUUUUUUGUGGUGUUUCUGCUACUCGUAUAUAUAUCUAUCAUGUACCGAGAAUUUGUAACACAGAGACUGAACAGAUGAAGACAAACGUCAGGAAUUAACAUUAAGGUGCGUUAAGUGAAUUAACUGUUUUGAGAAAAAUAUCUAGACACAAUUUUGGUUAUUAAAUAGCCUUUGUUUGGUCAUCUUAUGCAAUCAAAAACACAUCUUUACUUCAAACAUGAGCCAGCAUAAGAUAACAUGAGAUUAUAAAAAUAGAUUACGCAAGGGUGAGGAAUUAAUGUCAUGGUGAUUAAGGAACUGGAAAAUUGGUGUGCGAUAUUAAAAAGGUGUAACCCAUGCUUAUAUAUGUUUACAGCAGAUGAAUGAGUAAAUGCCAUUUAAGCCACCAGCUGUGACAAAAGGGAAUUUGUCUUGGAAUAUUUUAUUUGAUUUAGCUGGAUAUGUGCUUAAAACAUUGUUCAAUGUAUAAUCUCAUAUUCAAUGUAAAGUUUCAAAAACAGCUUUAGGUUGUGGGUAAACAGGUAAGGGGAAUUUAAUUUUAAAUACAAUUGUUUAGAAUGUCUACCUAUGCCGGAAGUGCUCAAGCAGUGCAGUUAUUAAAUAAGCACAAGCAGUGCAGGUAUUAAAUAAUCAUAAUAUUGCAUCAGCAGAGUAAGUACAGUGUUGUAACUAUGUACAAUUAUGUAUUGUCUCAAUAUAAUUUUUCCCUAUGGAAUUGCACUGUCCACUAUGGAGAGAAUGCUGUUUUCUCCAUAACUAAUGAUUGUAUGUAGUAAGGUUUUGCAUUACAAUAUCCAACAUAUUUUUUUUAACAGUAGAAGAUAGCCUAGCCUAACAUGAAGAUAGAUUAGGCAAAAGUUUAAGUUUAAAUUGUAAUUGGCCUCUUUAAUCAGGUGAAAUACUAAAUGACAUAUUUAAUUGCUGAUAGAGCCUCUAGCCAAAAUCUAAAACUGAAUUUUAUAGAAAAUAUACUUGAAAUGACAUGGGGACCAGAGAUAUAUGGUUAUAUCAUAUAACCAUAGUUUAUAUGAAAAGUAUAUAAACAUCUUAUAGAGUAAACCUCAUUAAACAUUGUAGGCCUUCUCAAUAAGCACAUGUAAUUUCAGACUACAAGUCUUCUCAAGUUACAUUUCAAAGUGGUCCUAAAACAUUAUGAACUGCCUUGUUUAAAGCCAUGCAUUUUCUCUUGAAGAAAGAGAAAAUGACUUAACAAAUCUACAACGCUGGAAAAACUAUAACCUUCCAUAUGAUGUGAACUGUAACUUCCAGCUUUCCUUGUUAUUUGUAGUCCUGGUUUGGACUAAUGGAAUAUCAUAACUAUAAGUUCUCCAUCCUGCUUACACUAUUUCAUUUCAUAUCCCAACUGGAAAUAUACUAACCUUUGAAGAACAUGCACUGUCUCCUUAGACAUAUGCAGAAUAGUGUCUUUACUAUAUAUUAAAAAAAUGAGAAUAGGCAUUUAAGUGCUUGGAUUGUAAAGGGUGCUAUACAUAGUACAACAUUUAAUCUCCAAAAAUAUAGUUAUUGAGAGUUGAGCUAUAUGUGGAAUGUGCUUAACCCCUUAAGCAUCCAUGAAAUAAAUUAUUUAGGUCUUGCUUUUUAGCAAAUGCCUGCAGAGAUUGGAAGUUUUGUUGUACGUUAAUAAAUAUAAUAUUUUUUAAAAAAAGACGUUGCAGACCAGACCAGACCAUUUCUGGUCUGAAUUCUCUAUGGCAGUGUUGUUAUUAUGAAGACUUACAUUAUCUUAAAAUUAUUAUUAGCCAGAUUUUUAUUAUUUUUAUUUAUAUCCCACCUUUGUUUUUAUAAAUAACUCAAGGCAGUGAAUAUAUCUAAUACCUCCACAACACUCUAACAUUUUAUUUUAUUCCCAUUUAAAACUGAAUUUUGAAUACUGCUUUAAUGUUGAAUAUUGACUAAUUUUAAACAUUUAAAUGCCAAUACAGUUCUAAAUUAUGAUUAAUGGGGGGUAUAAUUCCAUGUCAGAGAGGAGCCAAUGUUUAAGUCUUAUUUCCAGUUAGAGGAGAGGAAACAUUAUAUGCAUUAACAUUGACUUUAAAAAAUCCAAGGCUUUUAAUUUGAUGAAAUUGUUGCCAAAGAAAUCUCCCAUUAUUAACAAGCUUAAUUGAUACAACGAAAUUUUUCUUCAUAGACUCUAGAUGAAGUCUGGAUUUGAAACGCCAUUUUGAUUUUUGCUUCCAUUUCUAUGCAGGGGUUCCAAGUGCCAAUUUCAACAAAUGAAUAUGUUGGAAUGUACAUGUUGAGUACAUUUGAGUAGUAUUUUUUGUAAAAUGAAUGUGUCUCUCUUGUUAUCUUCUCAAAAUGCUGAAUGUGACCACGGUCUAAUUUUUCUUGAAAAAUGUGGAACCAUUUUCAUUGUUAUUUCUAUAAACAUAUGUCUUAAAUUUUCAAAG
Molecule: messenger RNA, 3324 nt
Organism: Protobothrops mucrosquamatus (brown spotted pit viper)
Lineage: Eukaryota; Metazoa; Chordata; Lepidosauria; Squamata; Viperidae
Product: E3 ubiquitin-protein ligase RNF170
Exons: 8
Coding region: 221-991 (256 amino acids)
Molecular function (GO): ubiquitin protein ligase activity
Source: RefSeq, a predicted model, not a curated record